UAAGAUCAUGGACCAUUUUAACCAUAGAGACCGUUAUUAGAAGCCAAUUUUAGAUAUUAUAGAUAGAAGAUGGGGGAGCCAAAUGUCAUCUCCAUUGUAUUCAACUGCUUGCAUCCUUAACCCAGCUUGUUUAUUCACUUCUGUUGAUCCACCAGAAGCACUUACUAUGCAUAUGGUUGGAUUUAUGAAUGUCUUGGAAAGAAUUAUUCCAAAUAGAGAAGAACAGGACAAGAUCUCAACUUUGCUGAACUUCUAUACAAAAACUGAGGGGAUAUUCUCAAGGGAUAUCGUAAUAAGGCAUCGAACAAUGAAAUUACCCACUGACUGGUGGGCUGCCUAUGGAGUGGACCCGAACAGGAAGGAUCCAGCUCUAAAGAAGCUGGCUAUGAGGAUUCUUGGACUCACGUGCUCUGCCAGUGGUUGCGAGCACAAUUGGAGCACAUUCGUGUCGGUAAGUUUAGACUGUUUAGUAAUUGUAAACUUCAAUUUUUUAGUGUAAGGCCUAAGCUAAAUUAACUACCUAAAUAGCUAAUGUCAAAUGCGUUUUCUUUCAUGCAGAUUCAUACCAAGAAAAGGAAUCUCUUUAAGCCAAAAAAGCUCAAUAACUUAGUUUUCGUUCAAUACAAUCAGAAAUUACGAGAACGAUUCCAAACUAGGAAAGAAAAGCCUGGUUUCUUUGACCCUAUCGGCUUAGAUGAGUUGGAUGCAGAUAACGAGUGGCUCGUAGAGACGGAGGAACCGGUAUUUGCUGGAGAGGAACUGACAUGGACGCAAGUUGAAGAUGCUGCAUACGGAUUGACACCUGGUGAAAGUAGUACCACUAGAAGGUGAAGUAUGGGGGGAGCCAG
This is a messenger RNA of Magnolia sinica, 848 nucleotides long. RefSeq lists its product as uncharacterized. NCBI's taxonomy places the organism in Eukaryota, Viridiplantae, Streptophyta, Magnoliopsida, Magnoliales, Magnoliaceae. The record is from RefSeq and is a predicted model, not a curated record. The coding region runs from base 83 to 499 and encodes 138 amino acids. The transcript is spliced from 2 exons.